CUCAAUGGUCAAUGAUAGCUGCGCGCACCAGAGCUUCUGAGCUGGAGUCAUCUCGAUGAGGCACAUAGGCUGGCAAAAUUCGAUCCUGUGGUCUUGCUCAUCUAGGUCACAACAUUUGCCUGAACAAAAGGACAUGGGCAACAAUCACAAGAGAAAACAAGAGAUCCACAGCAGCUUUGAGUGAGAUUGCCCAGUGGACAUUGCCGCGCAACCUUAUAUCAAAUUUUACAGCUGCUGAAGGCUUUUUGCCAGUGAUACUGGUUGCAUUACGCUAUACGACAGCACGAGCACAUCGUUCACUGGCACAAACUGGGCCACAUUCCCACACAGCAUGGCAUAGAAAGCAGCAGUGUCGUCGAGGGAAAGCGUAAGAACUUUAGCAGUACACCGAGCUCGAUAGCACAUUAGCGGACUCAAUAUCCAGCUACCUCAACAUAAACACACCAGACCACGCCACUCAUGGCAGCUCCCCUGCCAUCAGCAGCAGCAUAUUGUGUGAGCGCUACCGCGUCCACAACGCUAGAGAUCGACAAGCAUUGAGAGACAGUUAUGGUCCUGGAUACUUAAAACUCAGAGGAAGUCGCACUAUGGAAGACAAGACGCCAUGAGGAGUUUUGGAAGGCGAUCCAUGAGCAAGUGCGCAGUAGCUUACUACAGGAGCAGUUUCCGUCCCGCAGAUCGAGGAUCGGGCAGGAGUGGAAGCAAAUUUGCGCGCGAGGGCGCAAGGCAGCGUAAGACAAGCAAGGACCAUCAAGACUACCGCUCAGAAAUGCUAUGUGCCCUAGCUAUCAUGUUUGGUACUGCUUUUGUUGCAAAGCUUGGUGCUUUUCCCGCCACCUUGGACUUUGUUGAGAGGGUGUUGGACGACACUUGGAGAGGGUUGAGGAGACUCCGGGAUGAUGUCCAUUGCUGGGCAUUUGGCACGACUUGGAAAGAGCAUCAAGGCUACAUAAUGGACGCAUGUCACAGAGCGGCAAGUCGUUGCCCUUGAUACGGUGAUCAUCGCAUAAUUGCGGAUUAUGAGAAUAUCGAGUUCAGAAAGUUGCUCCACUUGCGGGGAGGCGUGCAUAUACGUUUGAUAGUGCUUCUCACUGGACUGCAAGUUGAUCAUGUAUACUCGACUGAAAUGUUGCAGUAUACGAAUAACUUUGAUAGAGACAACGAGGCUACGUCAACC
This is a messenger RNA of Pseudocercospora fijiensis CIRAD86, 1177 nucleotides long. RefSeq lists its product as uncharacterized. The transcript has a single exon. The record is from RefSeq and is a predicted model, not a curated record. NCBI's taxonomy places the organism in Eukaryota, Fungi, Ascomycota, Dothideomycetes, Mycosphaerellales, Mycosphaerellaceae. The coding region runs from base 605 to 991 and encodes 128 amino acids.